Molecule: messenger RNA, 2065 nt
Organism: Trifolium pratense (red clover)
Lineage: Eukaryota; Viridiplantae; Streptophyta; Magnoliopsida; Fabales; Fabaceae
Product: BTB/POZ domain-containing protein POB1
Exons: 6
Coding region: 140-1786 (548 amino acids)
Biological process (GO): response to red light
Cellular component (GO): nucleus
Molecular function (GO): protein binding
Source: RefSeq, a predicted model, not a curated record
AGCACUUGUGUUUGUGUUGGCAUCUGUUCUCUUCUUUGACAUCUAUCUAUCCCAUAGGGUUCGACUGUCUUUUCACAGCCUAUCUCUUUCUCUCAUUACAGUCGUCGUCGUCGUCGUCGUCGUCGUCGUCUUCUUUCCGAUGAAGGGUCUUAACAACGCCGCCGAUCUAUUUGAUCCUCUACUCGUCAUGGAAUCAGACACUCUCUCUUCUCCUUCUUCUCAUGAUGCCAAUGAUUUUGCCUUUGCUUUCAACGAUAGUAAUUUCUCCGAUAGGAUCCUUCAAAUUGAAGUCAUCAACGAUCCAAUUCAACCUUCUUCUAAUGCCGACGGUUGCUCCACAGUUGCUGAUUGGGCUAACGACCGCAAGAGGAGAAGGGAAGACAUCAAGAACGAAAAUGAUUUAUUGCCCGACCAGCCUGAUUUGAUCGACUUCGCGCCGCGUGAGCCUCAGGAUGAAGAGGCAGAUGCAAUGCUUGAAGAGUCCCCCUCAGGUGAUGAGGCCUCUACUGUUGAUGAUGCCAAUCUUCAAAUGGACUGCUCUACAGUUGUUAAAGUGAAAACACUGCACAUCAGCUCCCCCAUCCUGGCUGCAAAGAGUCCAUUCUUCUACAAGCUAUUCUCAAAUGGGAUGAGGGAGUCAGAGCAGAGGCAUGUCACCCUGAGAAUUGCUGCAUCGGAAGAAGCUCCUCUCAUGGAGCUUUUGAAUUUCAUGUAUAGCAAUUCUCUGAGUGUUUCCUCACCACCUGCAUUGUUGGACGUGCUGAUGGCGGCUGACAAAUUUGAAGUCGCAUCCUGCAUGAGGUACUGCAGCCGAGUGUUGCGGAACAUACCUAUGACACCGGAGUCUGCAUUGCUCUACCUCGAUCUUCCUUCCAGUGUCUUGAUGGCAGAUGCUGUUCAGCCAUUGACUGAUGCAGCCAAGCAAUAUCUUGCUUCCCGUUAUAAAGAUGUAACGAAGCAUCAGGAAGAACUCAUGGGCUUGCCACUUGCUGGAGUUGAGGCAAUACUGUCCAGUGAUGAACUGCAGGUGGCAUCAGAGGAUGCAGUGUAUGACUUCGUGCUGAGGUGGGCACGGACCCAGUACCCAAAGCUGGAAGAGAGGAGGGAAGUCCUCGGAUUAAAGCUUGCCCGCUUCAUCCGCUUUCCAUACAUGACCUGCCGCAAGCUGAAGAAAGUCCUGACUUGCAACGACUUCGACCACGAAAUCGCUUCAAAGCUAGUAACCGAAGCCCUUUUCUUCAAGGCCGAGGCACCUCACCGGCAACGGAUACUGGCUGCUGAAUCUGCUUCAUCGAGUCGCCUCUUUGUGGAGCGGUCAUACAAGUACCGCCCUGUUAAGGUAGUGGAAUUUGAACUUCCACGCCAACAGUGUGUGGUCUACUUAGACCUGAAGCGGGAGGAGUGUGCCAACUUGUUCCCAUCUGGUCGGGUAUACUCCCAGGCUUUCCACUUAGGUGGUCAAGGGUUCUUUUUGUCAGCACACUGCAACAUGGACCAGCAGAGCUCAUUUCAUUGCUUUGGGCUGUUCUUAGGAAUGCAGGAGAAGGGCUCUGUCAGCUUCGCGGUUGAUUAUGAAUUUGCUGCUCGAUCGAGACCAACUGAAGAAUAUGUCAGCAAAUAUAAAGGCAACUAUACAUUCACAGGGGGAAAGGCUGUGGGAUAUAGAAACUUGUUUGCUACACCGUGGACAUCAUUCAUGGCGGAGGACAGCCUUUAUUUUAUUAACGGUGUUCUCCAUCUUAGAGCGGAGCUAACCAUCAGAAACCGACUCGAUGUACAAGUGUAAACUUCGUCUUGUAGUUGGUUGGUAGCUGACUUUUUUUGUAGCACAGUUUAUCUUUUCAUGUUAACCCUCUGUAAUUAUAUUGUUGUAAUAUAUGCUGGCAAAUCUUGGUGGCUAGUGCUGUAGAUCAAGUUAAUGGUCUGGAUAAAAAAUGUCCCUGCACUCCAGCUUUGGCACUGCAAAACAAACUUGAGCUUGUAUGUCUUUUGGGUUGAAUGUAUUAGAUUGUAGUAAAAUUGUUUGGUUGAAAUUGAGUUUGAAAUGAAAGACAUAUUAUUUCUA